AUGUUGAAACAGUUCAAUCCAGGUCAAGUUGGUCUGAUCCAAAAGAGCGAGCAGCAACGUCUCGACCACCCCGUCCGCGUCACCGUUCUCCAGCACAGCCUGGAGCGGAAGCGCCCCCUCAAUUCCACCCGAAUCUUGAGGUUAGGGCUCAAGAACGUCGCCGUCGCCGCCGUUUCCGACGUCAACUUCGGCGCCGAGUUCUCGAUCUCGCCGCUCGAGCCACACGCCGAAAUCGGCGCCCACGGAUUGGUCGGCGCGGAUUUGGGUGUCCAAAAUGGGGAGCAAUCUGGAGUGGCGGUGGGAAACCCUAAUUCGGUCGUCGAAUCGAAUGGAGCUCAUUGUCCUCGGGAUGAUAGGAACUGCGGUUCGAUUGCCUCGAACGGUGUGGAAGUGUCGGAGGAUUCCCAGGCGCUGCAGAACUCACGCGCUCAUGGAGUCGUGUCUAGAGGUACUAGCAAUCCUGUUAUCAGUUUUCUAAUGGGCAAGAAGGGGAUUAUCGAAUCGACAGACCAUAAAUCGCAAAACCUUGUAUCAAAUCUGAGCUUGGAGCCCGAAGAAUAUGAGGAAUUUGUGCUCGAGGUGCUGCGAGGGUCAGUGCUUCUGUUCCCGACUGAGAAUGCACUCAGCAUUGACGAACUCAAGGCAGCUGAAUUUGAAGUCAGGAACUUGAUUGUGCUGGAUGGCACGUGGAUGAAGGCAAAGAGAAUGUAUAGCGAGAAUCCUUGGUUGAAGCUGUUGCCUCAUCUGAAGUUGGAUUUGGAGGUGAUGAGUUUGUACGGAGAAGUUAGAAGUCGGCCUAAGACUGGAUGUUUGUCCACUCUUGAGAGUGUCAUUUACACGAUGAAGGCGAUUGGGGGCAGUCCAGAGGGGCUGGAUCAGCUGUUAGAUGUUUUCGAGUCAAUGGUCAAUGAUCAGAGACGAUGUAAAGAUGAAAGAUUGGGUAAAUCCACUUCAGGGGAUUCUGGUCUCAAGAACGACAUGAGAGUCUCUUAUGCGCUUGUGAUCUUGGCCACUGAAUUCCAUCAGAUUGCAGUCUCCUAGAAUUGUGCGGAUGGAUGAUGUCUGUUUGUUGGCAACCAUGCUGCCAUCUCCAUGGAAUACAAACUUGUUUGCUGCUUGUCCAUGAAUGAACACCGUUGGUUUUGUCGAAGAAACUGAGCUUUGAGAUUGGCCCAUACUUCC
This is a messenger RNA of Eucalyptus grandis, 1182 nucleotides long. RefSeq lists its product as uncharacterized. Lineage: Eukaryota; Viridiplantae; Streptophyta; Magnoliopsida; Myrtales; Myrtaceae. The coding region runs from base 1 to 1041 and encodes 346 amino acids. The transcript is spliced from 3 exons. The record is from RefSeq and is a predicted model, not a curated record.